Fukomys damarensis (Damara mole-rat) is the source of this 4622-nucleotide messenger RNA. RefSeq names its product potassium inwardly rectifying channel subfamily J member 15 (gene Kcnj15). Gene Ontology annotation, biological process: potassium ion import across plasma membrane; regulation of monoatomic ion transmembrane transport. Gene Ontology annotation, molecular function: inward rectifier potassium channel activity. The transcript is spliced from 5 exons. Bases 1042 to 2169 code for a protein of 375 amino acids. NCBI's taxonomy places the organism in Eukaryota, Metazoa, Chordata, Mammalia, Rodentia, Bathyergidae. The record is from RefSeq and is a predicted model, not a curated record. Gene Ontology annotation, cellular component: plasma membrane.
CAUAGGCAAAGAGACCUUUAGAAGGGCUUUGAAAAGGGUGGCCAAAGUUUCUUCCAGGAUUAACUGACCUUCUUUAAUCUUUUAUACAGGUGUCUGGCGGGCUGGGGCUGGGGAAUUGAAGAAUCCUGUGCCAGUCUAUACAACUCCUCAGGACUUUAAGAUACACAGUGACAUCAUGGACUCCUUUCUCUGAUAUUCACAUUCUCUCUCUCUCUCUCUCUCUCUCUCUCUCUCCCUCGUCUCCUUUUCUCCCUCCCUCCUUCUCCGUCCCUCCCUCCUCUGCCUAAUCUUUCUCAACCUCUUUCCUCCUCUCUAGUCCCUUCAGGUAAUUCCUUCUCAGACUUGUACCAACUUGUUUUUGACUGACAGUGAACGGUGAGAAAGCUCCUCUGGAGAAGCCCAGGACACCUACCUCUCCCCCGGCGACCUGCACGGUCCCACUGCUCAUUUUCCUGCCUGCCCUACCUUCUCAGCCGGCCAGGAGCCCGCAUGCUGUGCAGGUGGCCUGACCUGGGGAAGAGGACUUGGAUGGUUGGAAUCUCCCAUCCCUGCCUGUGAAUUCCAGACGAGCAAAUGCUGAGCCCCGUGCCUGGGGCAGGUGCAACACACUUCUGAGCCUGUGCACGCUGCCGGACGUUACGUUGGAAGUUGGUUCCUCCCCUUUCCACUCUUCUGCUGAGUCUUGUCUACCUUUCCCCUGCAAUGAGGAGAGAGUGUGACAAAGAAGGAACAUGAACUUGGCAUGCAAGUGAGCCAUGAUCUGGAAUUCGGGUGGGACCAGGAAAAAGCACAGACUUCAGUGGAAAACACACACGGGCGCGUGGCAAAUCCCCGUAACCUAUAAAUUGAUGACACACUGCUUGAGCUGCUGUGGAGAGAAACCUCAGAGUGCCCUGAAAUCAAAAAGAGGAGGCAGAGGGCACUCUCGGAGUCCCAUGGUAGCCAGGUGGGUGAAGGGGAGCGAGGACCUGCCACCUGUCCUGAAGAGGACUCCUGACCUGCCGAGGGAGUGAGUGCCCAGGGGAUCUCAAGAAUCGGGCGAUGGACGCCAUUCAUGUGAGCAUGACCCGGCCUCCCCUGAUACAACACACAGCUGGGCCUGGCCUCAAGACCCACAGGCCCCGGGUCAUGUCCAAGAGUGGCCACAGCAAUGUGAGAAUCGACAAGGUGGACGGCAUCUACUUACUGUACCUGCAGGACCUGUGGACCACAGUCAUCGACAUGAAGUGGAGAUACAAGCUCACCCUCUUCGCUGCCACGUUCGUGAUGACCUGGUUCCUCUUUGGAGUGAUCUACUAUGCCAUUGCUUUCAUUCAUGGGGACCUAGAGCCCAGGGAGACCAUUUCCAACCACACUCCCUGCAUCAUGAAAGUGGACUCUCUCACGGGAGCCUUUCUCUUUUCCCUGGAAUCUCAGACCACCAUCGGCUAUGGCGUGCGUUCCAUCACAGAGGAAUGCCCUCAUGCCAUCUUCCUCUUGGUGGCCCAGCUGGUCAUCACCACCUUAAUUGAGAUCUUCAUCACUGGUACCUUCCUGGCCAAAAUCGCAAGACCCAAAAAGCGGGCUGAGACCAUCAAGUUCAGUCACUGCGCAGUCAUCACCAAGCAGAAUGGGAAGCUGUGCCUGGUGAUCCAGGUGGCCAACAUGAGGAAGAGCCUCCUGAUUCAGUGCCAGCUCUCGGGCAAGCUCCUCCAGACCCAUGUUACCAAGGAGGGGGAGCGUAUCCUCCUCAACCAGGCCACCGUCAAGUUCCACGUGGAUUCCUCCUCCGAGAGCCCCUUCCUCAUUCUGCCCAUGACGUUCUACCAUGUGCUGGAUGAGACAAGCCCUCUGAGGGACCUCACCCCCCAGAACCUAAAGGAGAAGGAGUUUGAGCUCGUGGUGCUCCUCAAUGCCACCGUGGAAUCUACCAGUGCUGUCUGUCAGAGCCGCACAUCCUACAUCCCAGAAGAAAUCUACUGGGGUUUUGAGUUUGUGCCCAUGGUUUCUCUUUCCAAAAAUGGAAAGUAUGUGGCUGACUUUAGCCAGUUUGAGCAGAUCCGCAAGAGCCCAGAUUGCACCUUUUACUGUGCAGAUUCGGAGAAGCAGAAACUUGAGGAGAAGUACAGGCAGGAGGAUCAGAGGGAGCGAGAGCUGAGGACCCUUUUGUUACAGCAGAGCAACGUGUGACACCAGGGUGUCACCUGGCCUCACCUCCUCCAGGGCUGUUUCCACCUGGGCGCUCUCUGCAGACCCAGUGGGUGGCAGCUGUGCAAAAGGAAAUGAGUGGACACCCCUGGGCUCUACAGAACUUGGUGGGUGUGCACGGUGGAUCCCCCCUGAGGGGGGCUGAACGAACACUUCCAUAUUUGAGAAGGUUUCUGCAGAACGCUCCCUCCAGAGUGACCUCUCAGCCUUCACAUUUUCUAAAACAGAGCUGCCGUCUGAAGAAUGGGACAGAGGGGUGAGGGACAAGAUGUCCUGUGGGAUGGAUAGACAUUUAGCAAGGUUUCAUUGAAAGGAAAUGCAUUGCCACUCAAGAAUAUCAGUUAUUAUGUAUUUAUUUAAUCAAAGCAUCUAAGGCAUUAUGGUCAAAGGAUGAAGUGUGGUUGAGCUUUCAGUUGCUUUAAAACCAACUUUUUUUGUCCCAAAUUGGGCCUCCUACUCACAUAUAGUCAUUCUAUUUUUACCUUUCUUCCAUAGGGCUGAAUUGUAUGGAGUGACACUGAUCAAAUCCGGAAUUAACAGUUAUGCAAGAAUGUUCAUAACCUCAUGCUACUGUUCCCAUUGAUUUCUGUUGUUGUUGUUGAGAUUUACUAGCCCUUUUCUAUGAAAAAAUGGGGUUUAGAGAUCGGUUACCCAGAAUCAUGUAGGAGUUUAUUUGUAACACAGACGAUCAGGUGCCAGGCAGAUAUAUAGAACCAGCACGUACCUCUUAGCAAAACUCCAGUGAUUUGCGGACAAAUGAAAGUUUGAGAAACUCUGCUCUGCACGGUGUUCUUAAAGUCGUUUUCUGAUCCAUGGGAAAAGCUGGCUCUGAGGGGGCCUGUCCGCGUGGCCUCCAGGCUCGCCCUGUCUUAGGUUCAUUGCUGUUGUUCAAUAUUUCUUUCAGCCAUUUCAUUUCUUACCUUAAUUCCUGGCCCACAAGGGAACUGUGUUGAGUUGUCCACUGACAUUCCAGAAGCAAACCAGGGCCCUUGAGAGGAAUGGAUUUCUCCAGCAUGCUAAGCACCUGCUCCACGGUUAGUUACCGCCAAAGAAAGUUAAACUGCUGAUGACAUAGGGAAUCUGCCCAGGCUCUGCACUUCAUAAGGUUGGGUGGUGCCACUGGGAGAGAGAAGGAGCUGAAGGUAAAGGAAUUUGUACCCAAGACGACCAAAAUGUGAUCAUCUCAUAACAUGUACAGAGCACUCUCAGUAUUUAAACAGCACCUCACAUGGCUCAGUGUCGGAGCUAACAUUUUGUCUCCUGCAAAAUUUAUUCUAGUGAGCUACAUUUCUUGGAGGAGAGAAUAAAUGGGCUAAGAUUGGCUAACUGUGCAAAGGCAAAUGCUUAUUUUAUUCAAACCAAGACAGGUCGGUGUAUUCACUUAAGCAGGACAUGACUGUGAUUGUGUAAGCAGUGUGCACAGGUGCACACGUGAGCCUAGCCCAUUUACAUACAGGCCUGCCUGGCAUGCCAGGAUUCUCAAGCAUCAUCAUGGAAGUCAUCCAUGAGAGGCAUUUGUGGUGAACGGAGGAAGUCCGUGAGGACUCCAGAGUGCGUUUGGUCCUACACAAAUGUGAACAAUGGGACUCAGAGGAAUAGGUGAUAGACGGGACUCAGACUGGGUGAAGUGGUGGUCGGCUUUACAGUGCAUAUGGCCACAUGUGAUGUUACCACAUUUCCAAAUGUGUUUCCUCUAAACAGAAAAUGUAGAAAUAAAAUGGAUGGGCUGGAACUGAACUGUCCUAAUGUACACAUAAGAAUAAUGGAGGUAAAGUGUAUAACGGUUUAAAGAACAAUCUCAAUCUAUGAGAAAGAGGGUUUUUGUCCUUACUUAGUUUUUUUCUGUUAUGAACUUUAUGACAGAUUGCUUUAGAUCUCCAUUCUUUAAAAAAUAGUACAUGUCAGCAUAGUUAGAAAUUAGCCCUUUUAGUUAUUAUACUUGCUUAUUUUUAUUGUACAUUGUGGUAUAAUUGACAGGAAAAUAAUGCCACAAGCAUGUUUACAGCUUUCCAGUUGCACUAUUAAUUUUUUUCACAGUAUUUGCAUCGAUGCUAAUUUGAAUGUAAUCAAGAUUAGGAAUCUUCUUCACCUACAGUGUAUGUGGUACAAAAGUUUAGUGUAAGAUUCAGAAAUCUUUUUGUGUGUUUAUCUUGCAUAUCAAAGUUAGCCAGAUUUGGAAAACUUGACCUUUUAUACUAUGCAAUGUCUUGAAAACCAAUAACUGUAUAAGUCAAUAAAUCAUAAUUAUAACAUAAUAGACAAGAAGUAGUUCUAAAGUUAUGUCUAGUUUGAAACUUACCCCCUUUCCAGAUACAUUUGACUGUUGUUACUUUGUGCAAAAUGCUCUCGUGUUACUAUAAUAGCAAAGGAUUUAGGUAGCAGCAAAUGUAUUAAAACUUAUUAAAAGACAGUCAUGCUAAAUAUCCAGCUAAGGA